AAGUACAGAAAAGUGAAAUGAACACUUGGCGUCUCAUAAUAUUUCUACUCCAGACUCGCGUUCGCAGAGUGUAUUAAUAAUAGGUUUUUAAUUUUGCUGCUGGUCUUUUUCUUUUUUGGCCUUGCCGAUUUCAAAAUGACUGAACAGGCUGAUAGAACAUUAUGGGUUGGGAAUCUUGAUCCAAGGGUAACAGAAGAAAUACUGUUUGAGCUGUUUUUACAGGCUGGCCCUCUCCAGGAUGUCAACAUUGCCAAGGACAAGGAAGGAAACCAGAAGAGUUUUGCCUUUGUGAAAUUCAAGCACGAUGUCUCAGUACCCUACUCAAUGCAACUCAUGGGGGGACUUUCACUCUUUAACCGUGCUCUUCGACUUCAGUUCCGCAGCGGCAGCAAGCACCAAUCCACACCCCAGCACAUGAUCCCAGCCACGCCUCCAAUGCAGAGUCCAGGAUACCAUGGCGGUGGUGGAGGUGGGAAGGGGCUGCUUGGGACUCCUCCGAUGCAGGGCGGGGCAGGUGGUAGGCUGCCACCCCCCGUUCACCGGUCUGCUUCAGCGCCAGGUGGGAUGGCUCGGAUGGGGCAGGGCUUUCAAGGUGGGACUGUCCCGCUGAUGGUAACGCAUCUUUCUACAGGAUCACCCAUGGGACUUCCAGGCAACAUGCAGUCUAUGCAAGGAAUAGGUCUCCCACCAGGAACACCAUUUUCUCAAGGAGCUGCGAUGCAAGGCUUACCAUUAUCAAACAGAAAAGAUCAAAGCCCUUCACACCAACCAUCCUCACCUCAAAAUAACUACGAUACGCCUGACAGAAGAGCUUCUGAUAACCGUGGCCCUCCACCCCGUAACCCAGACCGAUAUGCAGACAACAACCAAGGAAGGUCCGAUAGGGAUUACAGUCCACGUUUUGAUAACGAUGGAAGUCGCGAUUUCAAUCGGCAGCGGAGUUAUGGACGCGAUGAGGGCUCUGAUUAUCGUGGAAGGGACAGUUCGUUGGACCAAAGAUCCAGAGAUAGGGGACGGUACUCCGAGGAUUGUAGGGUGUCCGAUCUGGAUGGACGCAGAGGUGGAAGUUAUGACCAGGACAGACAGGGAAGGAAUCGAGAUCGGUCAAGCGGAAGGAACGAUUCCAGGAGAGGUUAUGAUGAUGGACAUUCCUACCGAAGGAAUUAUCAUUCAGGGAGAUAACUCUUGCCCUUUUUUAAACAUUUUUAGACAUUUGCCUGACGUUAGCCUGAAUUCUCAAAGGUGUAACUGUAUCCAUGGUUUGAAAACAUGGUUUUAUGCAGAUUUCAUGCAUUUAUCAUGCUAAAGUCAGUGCAUGUAUUGACAAAGCGUCCAAUAUGCACAUUUUUAUCACAGUGCGGUAAAUUGACAGUUGUUGCUACGAUUACAGCAUUAAUAAACCAACUGUUUUGUCUAGAUAAGUGAUUCCAUGUUUUAUAUCAGUGUACAUAUAAAUUUGGCUGACUUAACCUUAGUCACAGGCAUGCAUUUAGCAUGCUGUGAUGAAAAUAAACGUUCAUCUCAUUAUACAUGUAUGUACUGAAUUCAGCACAAUACAUGCAUGAAAUCUGCAUAACCCAUGCAUGGUUUUCAAACCACUGAUUCAAAACCACAUUUAUGAAUCUUGGGGGUGUUUCACAAAGAUUUAAGUAUGACUUAGAGUCGCAUUUAAAUGCCUAGUUGCGUUUGGGGUAUAAAAGACAUGACCAAAUUGGUCAGAUCAUGCCAUGAGGACGCGCACUACUGCCAUUGACCAAUAUGAUUGCGCGUUUCAUGUAGUGUACACGUCGGCAUUAAACUGCAACUCUUAAGUCUUACUUAAAUCUUUGUGAAACACCCCCUGGACUGUUUUAUUUCAUCUUGUAAAUGAUGAGGUCAGCUUUUUAAUAAGUACUAUAGAAUACCAAGUCUUAUUGAAAAAUAAGUAAAAGUCAACUUAACAAGCCAGAAAAUAUGAACCAAAAGCAAGUUGUACAGUGUUAGCAAGUUACACAUUGAUUUCAUCAUCGGCUGUGACUUGAAGCAGGUUUGGUCUUUACUCUGAACACAAGGCUGGCAGCAAAAGAGGAUUCUGAUUAGUAUUCCUAGCAUUGUACUGAAUUUCAAAUCAAAUAAUUUUACUUCAUGAAACUUUAUGCUAAAACGCUGGUUGUUCAAAAUCAUGCUGUAGUUGGAUCAUUAAAGGGAUGGUCCAGGCUGGGAAUAUUUAUAUCUCAAUAAAUAGAGUAAAAUUCACAGAGCGAAAUGCUGAAAAUUUGAUAAAAAUCGGAUAACAAGUAACAAAGUUAUUAAAUUUUAAAGAUUUGCAUUAUUCCGGUGAAACAGUUCUAGGUAUGUCUUUAUGAAUAUUCAUUAGGUGGGCUGAUGAUGUCAUAUCCCCACUUGUUCUUUUGUAUUUUAUUAUAUGAAAUUAGGUUUAUUCAAAAUUGUUCUACCCAGAAUUAAAUCAAUUUGAUUGACAACUCAUUAAGUGUAUUAGUUAUUUAUUGCCACAACAUAUUUCAUCAUAAUGAAGACACAUCAUUUACCCAUGUAUGAAAAAAUCAAUCAUUUAUGACUUCAUGUAAUAACAUGUAAGAAAAAGGAAAGUGGGGAUGAGACAUCAUCAGCCCACCUAAUGAAUAUUUGGGAUGAUGUGCAUAUAACUGUUUUCACAAAAUAUUGAUGAACUUUGAAAUUCAAUAACUUCGUUAUUUGUUAUCCGAUAUUGAUGAAUUUUCAGCAAUUUGCUCUGUGAAUUUUACUCUAUUUAUUUAGAUAUAAAUAUUUUCAGCCCAAACCAUCCCUUUAAAUGUGCAACAGGAUUUACCAAAACACAGUGUUUAUCAGCCUUUUUACCCAAAUGUCCACCCUGGCUUUCAUAAACCUUCCGAGGACCAUAAUCUUUUUAAAUUCCUUUAGAAGCUGCGCACCUAACACAAUCAAAAUCAGACAAAAUGGCCACUAAAAUUGGAAUAUGACAAAACAAAAUGUAUGUGGUGAAGUAACUGCACCACAUCCAUCAUAAAAUCUGAACAGGUGAUCAGUAUAAACCUUUCAUGUGAUUGAACAUUAUUCCAACCGUCACAAAAAAUGCAGUGAAUUCCGACAGCUGACGUUACAAGCUGAAAAUGUUACCUGAGCCGUAUAUAGUACAGACUGCUGACGGAUGCAUGCACAGAGCUUUAAUCACAUGCAUAGUGAUGUAGAAGUUCCAUUGUUUGCUGAUCACCUUUAUCAGAUUUUGUCAAUUUCAUGUCACAUUUGGGAUUCCCAUUUGUUAAUUCAUUUGACCAUAUCUCUUACAUUUAAUACCUAUGCUGGAUAUAAACCAGAUAUAUACAACCUUCAGAGAUUUGGUGAUACUAUGUACUUUGGGGACUGCGUCCCUCAAGAAAAUAGUUGUAUUAGCAUCUCUGAGUCUGAGGGAACCAUAGCUCUUACCACCUCUGGCAGCUCUACAUUCUUCUCUAAUAUUGCCUACAUGCUAAUAAUUUUAACCAUGAUUUUAAAGUUUAUUUGAUUUGUCUGCCGACUUUGGAUUCUAUUCACAUACAUGUACAUCUUUCCUUGAUAAGAAUGCCAAUUGGGUGAGAAAGAUGAGGCUUAUUUCCAAUCAGCUUCCAGGAACCAAGUUAUUCUUAUAUCAGUGCCCAUCUUCAAAUAAUUCAAGAUAAUGUUAAAUCUAGAAUGUUUUUUUCUCAAUUGAUUACAAAUAAUUUCAUUAAUUGCUGGAAUAUGAAGUCACCCAUUCUUUCAUGGUUUUCCUGAACUACGUCUACUCUUACACAAUCUUAGGGAGUUUAAAUGUCAAAAAUUAUCUGAACAUAUAUGUUUUACUCAUAUUAGAUGAUAUGGGUGAGUGUUUCACAGGGAGUUAAGUAUGAUUUGAAGUCACACCUUAAUUUUCAGUUGCAUGCUGUGUAAAAUGCAUCACUACAUUAUGAAGUCAUUCAUGCCAAGAGGACUAGCGCUUCUGCGUAUUAAUCAAUAAAAUGGUGUGUUGAUAUUAUGUGCUUGCCAGCAUUAAGCAUUACUUUUAAGUCGCACUUAACUCCUGGUGAAACACCCCAGGUGGGUGUUACAUAAAGCUGUAGUAAUGUUAAGAGCGACUGGUGACCAUUUCUUUGCGCUAGCUAAUCACUAAUGAACAUUAAAUGGUGUACAUGUAUAUCAUUUACAUGUACCACAAGAAAGGACCACCAGUCAUUCUUAAAGACACUCUUAACUUACCAAAAGCUUAUGAAAUAUAUGAGCCCAAUAUUGAAUUUUGAGUGUCAUAUUAUCAAUCGGUUGUACCACAUCUUUGUGUAUUACUCAGCUUCCAUAUUGAGAGAAAUUGAGACAGAGAAACAGAUAAAUAUAUCCUCUCAAUACCUUCAUACAUAUAUUUCUGUUGAUCAUACUCAUAACUUUUUAGUAUCCCAUGCAAAGAUUGUAAAAACACAUAUUUUUUUAUAAAUGUGACAUUCGUAAUAAACUGAAAAUUCUUAA
Lytechinus pictus (painted urchin) is the source of this 4473-nucleotide messenger RNA. RefSeq names its product RNA-binding protein 7-like. The transcript has 3 exons. Gene Ontology annotation, cellular component: nucleus. The record is from RefSeq and is a predicted model, not a curated record. Bases 136 to 1182 code for a protein of 348 amino acids. Lineage: Eukaryota; Metazoa; Echinodermata; Echinoidea; Temnopleuroida; Toxopneustidae. Gene Ontology annotation, molecular function: single-stranded RNA binding. Gene Ontology annotation, biological process: regulation of alternative mRNA splicing, via spliceosome.